Molecule: messenger RNA, 2383 nt
Organism: Exophiala mesophila
Lineage: Eukaryota; Fungi; Ascomycota; Eurotiomycetes; Chaetothyriales; Herpotrichiellaceae
Exons: 2
Coding region: 70-2304 (744 amino acids)
Biological process (GO): DNA-templated transcription
Molecular function (GO): zinc ion binding; DNA binding
Source: RefSeq, a predicted model, not a curated record
GUUCUACUCUUUCAAAGCAAUGUCAAUCACCAGCUGAUUCUGUCGCAUCAUGUGACUGUGCAUGCAGCCAUGUCUCGAAAUGCCCAUCAGUCUCGAGGGCGGUCCUCGCCACCAAGUGAUGGGGGCCGAAUGAACGACGAGGAGCGUCCUUCCAAGCGUCAAAAGGAAACACAUCCCCAGGAGCUCUCGCGAUUCAAGGAGGUUGGACUCAUGCGCAAUGGCAUGGGACGGGCCUCUGCAAGCUUCAUCGGAAGUGCUAGUGGCAUCCAUUUCAUUCGCUCUGUCUACAGCGCCAUGGCUGGAAGAACGUCUCAUCCUCACGGAGAGGAUCCAGAGAGCAAUCUUGUUCCUGGGGAGGAUGAUCGCCUUGACAGCGGCUGGGGCCCCAGUCGAUACCUUCAAAUAUGGCAACCACACGAGGUCAAUUUGACCAAUGAUCCUCUCAAGGAGACCUUCACAUUCGACGACCUUGUCCAAUGGUCUGGAAGUUACUUUGAUCUCUGGCAUCCAGCUUAUCCAUUCCUGCAUGCUCCGUCGAUUCUUGAAUCCUUCGAGAGGUUCGCCCAGAACGGACUCCCUCGGGAGAAUACCUACGACUCCAUUCUCAUCAGAGCCAUAAUUUCGAUCAGCCUCUGUGACCGCCGACAGAGGAAUGAUCCAUUUCCGCGCCCCGUCCCCAAAUGUCUUGUCUUUACCACAUUUGAGGAUGCUCUUGAAAGCAUCCAGCCCGCUGUGACAAAUGCUGCCACAAUCUCGGCGUUGCAGGCUGUCGUCUCGGUUCAAUUAUUGGAAGUGUCCAUGCUGCGACUAAAGUCAGCUUCGCGCCUGGGGGGUCUGGUCAUUCGACUUGCGUUUCAGAUGGGCCUCCAUCGCUGUCCUUCGCGGUUCGUCGCUUUCAGUCCAGCCGAACGACAGCUUCGUCAGAGACUCUUCUGGUCGAUUUAUUGUAUUGAUAGACACUUGUGCCAGGCACUGGGUCUGCCCUUGACGGUGCGAGAUGAUGACAUUGACGUUUGUUAUCCCGACCAAGAACGUCAUAUCUUGCCAGCAGCCAACCCUCAACAACACGCGGGAGCCAGAAAACGAGAGCAACAAGCCGAUAGUCGUUUGAUGGUUCUAGCUCUCUUGGCCAGACACGCUGAAAUCAAGGGCUGUAUCAUGGAACUUCGAAACAAGAUGGUGUCCUCCCGAGAAGAAAGCUUGGAACGGGCUGUCUUUGUCAAUUCUAGACUUACACAAUGGUGGAACCAAGUUGAGGAUGCUAUUGAGCAAGCCGAAUAUCAAGGGGCCCCUUUCAAUGUCCUGCACAAGGCUAUCUUCACUGUCCUCAAGCACGAAUCGAAAAUUGCACUCAAUCGGCCACUGCUAACCACAUCCAAAAAGACGGCCAGUUAUGCCGGGGCCCUACAUUCCUGUAUUGCCGCAUCCAAGGCAAUUAUCUCCACACUCCAUGCUUUGGUGGCCCCGGUCAACGACACAAUGAGUCUUUCACCAGGGCAGAAUCAAAAGGUUUAUCAGCCCAUGUUUUGGCCUUCGUUCACCUGGGCUGUAUGGAUGAGUGCUUUUAUCAUGUUAUACGCCGCGAUGGAGAACGAAGUCGAUUCUCACAUCGCUAUGCGGAGUACGGACCGCAGCCUUCAAAUCCUCGAAAAGCUUGGUUCACGAGGAAGUAUCUGGCCAUCGGCUUGUGCAAUCGCCAUCCGCGAUAUGCGUACAGGUCUUUCACAACCUGAUCAGAGCAGCGAGACCAACCGAAACCCGCCAAGCUCAUCCAAUCAUUCCGACAGCGGUAUUGUAGCGCGACAGCCCGAAACGGCGGCGCCAACUAGCCACAGCAAUGAUACCAACUACUUUGCCGAAGAAGAAACGGACACUAGCAGCAGCCAGCAUGCUGGGUGGGUGAUGCCUUAUGCUACCACCCAACCACCAACACCUCCCCCGCAGCCCCAACAACAGGCCAAGCUCAAUCAAUACUCGACAUUCACUCCGAGUCCGACGACUAUGCCGGCUACACAACCUUCGAGGGCUGGUGGACUCAUGGACAUGCAGAAUCCGCAGACCUAUGCCGAGCCGAUGGGAUCUGGAAGUGGGCAGUAUACUCAGCAAUACUCAGCUGGGGUGCACUCGAAUGUCUUCCCAGAAACCAUGUCGACCAAACCAUGGCCAGACUUUGCCAGCAUAGAAUUGGGGAGCGUGUCUGAAAUGCCUCCUAUCUCGCUCGAUGGGCUGGAUCCUUUGCAAGGGUUUGAUAUACCGUUCUGGAUCGGACAUGACAACACGGCGGCCUGGAUGAACAAUGGAUAGAGACUAUCUCUGCAGUGUGGAGUGUGGAGUGUGGAGCGUGGAGCGUGGAGCGUGGAGCGUGGAGCGUGGAGCGUGGAGC